Chanos chanos (milkfish) is the source of this 1233-nucleotide messenger RNA. It is a transcript of the gene c1galt1la, whose product is annotated as core 1 synthase, glycoprotein-N-acetylgalactosamine 3-beta-galactosyltransferase 1, like a. Lineage: Eukaryota; Metazoa; Chordata; Actinopteri; Gonorynchiformes; Chanidae. Gene Ontology annotation, cellular component: membrane. The transcript is spliced from 3 exons. The coding region runs from base 1 to 1233 and encodes 410 amino acids. Gene Ontology annotation, molecular function: N-acetylgalactosaminide beta-1,3-galactosyltransferase activity. The record is from RefSeq and is a predicted model, not a curated record.
AUGAAAGGGCUGAGCUCCAGAUGGGCCUUCUACCUGGGCUUCCUGGUGGGUGCCUGUGCUCUUUACUUCUUCCUGCGGCAGGUUUGGUUCGAGCGGAGCUUUGUGCGUUGGAAUGAUGCACGGGGAGGCGUGGCUGAAAGCAAGACAGACCACAUUAGACAAAAGCCCAACUGGAAAGUGGAGGGAGCAGCCCUCAUCAACCUGAAUCAUCCUCACCAAGAAGGAGAGGACAGUCGUGUCGCGGACGAGUUGUAUAAGAAGGUGCGGAUCUUGUGCUGGGUGAUGACUGGGCCUAAUAACCUCCAGUCCAAGGCUCGUCACAUCAAAGCCACGUGGAGCCGUCACUGUAACCUGGUCCUGUUCAUGAGCUCCGAGGAGAACCGGGAUUUCCCCACCGUGGGUUUGGGAACGGGAGAGGGACGUGACCAGCUCUACUGGAAGACCAUCCGCGCCUUUCACUAUGCCCUGAAGAACCACGGUGACGAGGCCGACUGGUUUCUUAAAACCGACGACGACACGUUUGUGGUAGUGGACAACCUGCGCUGGGUCUUGUCCAACUACAGCGCUCAGGAACCCAUCUAUUUUGGCAAACGCUUCAGACCCUACGCCAAGCAGGGUUACAUGAGCGGGGGGGCAGGCUAUGUGCUGAGCAAAGAGGCCCUGCGAAGAUUCGUCGAGGGCUUCCACACCAAGGUGUGCACCCACACCACGCCCGUGGAGGACCUGGCCCUGGGACAGUGUCUGGAGAAGAUGGGGGUGCUGGCAGGGGAUUCACGAGACACCCUUCACCGGGAAACCUUCCAUCCAUUCAUCCCUGAACACCAUCUCACCAGCAAGUUUUCCAAGAGCUUCUGGUACUGGAACUACUGUUACUACCCUAUUGUAGAGGGCCCACAGUGCUGUUCUGAUUUGGCCGUGUCCUUCCACUAUGUGGACCCUGAACUCAUGUACACUCUGGAGUACUACACCUUCCACCUGCGUCCCUAUGGUUACAAGUAUCGUUAUCAGCCCCCACUGUCUGCGGGCAUAGAUGCUGGUGUGCAGGCCGAGACACAGACGGCGGGAGCGGUCAGAACCACUGAGCCUUCGGGUAAACGAAAAAGCCCUGCCGACACCGCAGGGGCGGACCAGUCCGCGGAGAAACCAGAGGGACAAACCACAGCGGUAAAAACAACUCAGAGGAAAAAGCCAACCAACAACAGGACUGCUCCCACACAGCAAUGGCAGGAAUAG